This is a messenger RNA of Knipowitschia caucasica, 432 nucleotides long. The record is from the annotation of a GenBank genome assembly. NCBI's taxonomy places the organism in Eukaryota, Metazoa, Chordata, Actinopteri, Gobiiformes, Gobiidae.
AUGAAACCACUCCUCAUCACAGAAGACAAGGAGAUGAACCACCCUCCUCCUCAACAGAAGACCAAUGAGCAUGAACCACCUCUCAUCAACAGAGACCAAGGAGAUGAAACCUCCUCCUCAUCAACAGAAGACAGGGAUGAACACCUCUCAUCAACAGAGACAAGGGAUGAACAACCUUUCAUCACAGAAGGACAAGGAGAUGGAACCACAUCCUCAUCAACAGAAGUCCAAGGAGAUGAACCACCGCCUCCAUCAACAGAAGGACAAGGAGAAGUACCACCUCUCAUCAACGAUGACCAGGAGAGAACCACUCCUCAUCAACAGAAGACCAAGGAGAUGAAACCACCUCUCAUCAACAGAAGACCACGGAGAGGAACCACCUUCUCAUCAACAGAAGGCCAAGGAGAAGAACCACCUCCCUCAUCAACGUGA